AGCAUUUUGCUUCUGUCGUUAAACACAACAAUUGUUAUUUACUUUUCGGAACAACAGUCCUAACAUUCGCUUAAUUAAAAAGAAAAAGUUUAUCCAAAUACUCCAAAAAUGGGUGAACGCAAGGGUCAGAACAAAUACUACCCCCCGGACUAUGAUCCGAAGAAGGGCGGCCUUAACAAGUUCCAGGGAACCCAUGCCUUGCGGGAACGCGCCCGUAAGAUUCACCUUGGGAUCAUCAUCAUCCGUUUCGAGAUGCCCUACAAUAUUUGGUGCGAUGGAUGCAAGAACCACAUCGGCAUGGGUGUCCGCUACAAUGCAGAAAAGACCAAGGUUGGAAUGUACUACACAACUCCGAUCUUCAAGUUCCGGAUGAAGUGCCACUUGUGCGACAAUCACUUUGAGAUUCAAACGGACCCAGGAAAUCUUGACUAUGUGAUACUCUCGGGAGCACGACGGCAGGAGAACCGCUGGGAUCCUUUGCAAAACGAGCAAGUUGUACCAGAAACCAAGGAGGUUCAGAAGCGCCUUUUCGACGAUGCUAUGUACAAACUGGAACACCAAGCUAAAGAUGCCAAGUCAGCAGCAGAUGCGAAGCCGGUGCUCCAGAAGCUGAUGGAACGCAAUAUGAGUGUCUGGGAUGAUAGCUAUGUGGCAAAUUGUCGGCUACGUGCCGAAUUCCGCGAACAGAAAAAGGAAAUCAAGGGUCAGCAGGAGCUGGAUCGCCAGUUGCUAGCCAAAAGUAGUCUCGACAUUGCCCUGCUACCCGAAACUAAUCAGGAUCGAGAAAUGGCCGCUCUUAUGAAGCUGCAGACCAAGUCAGCGCUGGAACGGGAAUCCGAGCAGCGGUUGGAGCUUCUGAUGCGACCAGCGCUGCCAGGAGCAACAGCCACCACUUUUGGUGGCCUCAAGCGGCAAAAGGUGCUAAACAAUCAGCUUCAACUGCAGGAUUUGGGCAUAAGACGCAGAAAGUUAGACGAAACUGUGGCUUCAACUUCGACUUCGAAACCCCAGAGCUUGGUGGUGGACUACUCCUCCUCAGACAAUGAUUCCAACGGCUGAACCCACAAGCGAUUUUUUUUAUACAUAAUACAUUAUUUAUUAAAAACACAACGUUGUACCAACAGUA
Drosophila ficusphila is the source of this 1126-nucleotide messenger RNA. RefSeq names its product coiled-coil domain-containing protein 130 homolog. Lineage: Eukaryota; Metazoa; Arthropoda; Insecta; Diptera; Drosophilidae. The record is from RefSeq and is a predicted model, not a curated record. Gene Ontology annotation, cellular component: U2-type spliceosomal complex; post-mRNA release spliceosomal complex. Gene Ontology annotation, biological process: mRNA splicing, via spliceosome. Bases 109 to 1059 code for a protein of 316 amino acids. The transcript has a single exon.